ACUCGCGCGCGCUCGGCAGUACUCGGCAGAGGUCGCCCGAAGUAUUUGUGCGUGUGUGCGUCUCUACGUUCGUGUAGCGGCGUUUUUGCGCCGUAGAGAGGUUAGGUUUGCGAUCCAGCGGUACGCCACCGUUUGCUUGUUGUAUUUUAUUAUCGGUCGUUCCAUUUGUCCGUGUCCGUUUGCCGGCGAUACUUUGAAUAGGGAUUGCGGAAAAUGGCGAUGACGACGAAUCAAGUCAAGGGCAGCGGAUGGCCAAGGCGUGCGAGCAAUAGCUCGUUCGAGGGAAAAGUGGUGCAGAAUCAAUCGGUCACCAUUAACAGAACUGUAAAUUUAUAUCCUUUGACAAACUAUACAUUUGGAACAAAAGAGCCACUCUUCGAGAAAGAUCCAUCAGUACCAGCGAGAUUUCAGCGCAUGAGAGAUGAAUUCGACAAAAUCGGCAUGCGGAGAAGCGUAGAAGGAGUUUUACUGGUACACGAGCAUGGAUUGCCACACGUUCUCCUUCUGCAACUCGGCACAACAUUCUUCAAGUUGCCUGGUGGAGAACUCAAUACAGGAGAAGAUGAGGUAGAGGGCCUAAAACGGCUCCUUACAGAGACUUUUGGACGACAGGAUGGAGUGAAGCAGGAAUGGGUUAUAGAAGACACAAUUGGAAACUGGUGGCGUCCAAACUUUGAACCACCUCAGUAUCCAUAUGUACCACCACACAUCACAAAACCAAAGGAGCACAAGAGAUUAUUCCUAGUACAGCUGCAAGAAAAAGCUCUGUUUGCUGUACCAAAGAAUUAUAAAUUAGUCGCUGCACCAUUGUUUGAAUUAUAUGAUAAUUCACAAGGUUAUGGUCCCAUAAUUUCAUCUUUGCCACAAUCAUUGUGCAGAUUUAAUUUCAUCUAUAUGUGAAACUAAAUAGGAGAAAAACAAAUUUGGCAUAAUGUGUUUAAUUUAACAAAAAUCCAAUUCAAAUCCAUAACAAAUGUAUGUAUGAGAUGAUGAAUGAUACUUGGAAAAUAUCCUGAUUUAUGUAUGUAUAAAAUAUGAAUCAUAUUAUAUGAGAAUUAAAAUAU
Molecule: messenger RNA, 1064 nt
Organism: Nylanderia fulva
Lineage: Eukaryota; Metazoa; Arthropoda; Insecta; Hymenoptera; Formicidae
Gene: Cpsf5
Product: cleavage and polyadenylation specificity factor subunit 5
Biological process (GO): mRNA 3'-end processing
Cellular component (GO): mRNA cleavage factor complex
Molecular function (GO): mRNA binding
Source: RefSeq, a predicted model, not a curated record